AUGCAAAUGGUCGAUAGAGAUUUCAACAAUCGAUUCGGAAGAGAAGAACGCUCUUACAACACAAUUUAUGAGGGAUAUUUUUACGUCGUUCUUAUUCUCGUUUCUUUCGCAUGGUCCUUUACGAUCGGCCUUAUGCGAGGCUACGGAGUCUUCGUCAGUGCCUGGAUGCCCUACUUUGGUGUUUCGAUGAACACUGCUGCCUACAUCUUCUUCUUCAGCACGAUCGGAUCCUGUAUCAACAGUUUGCUUGCUCCGAUAAUUUUGGUCAUCUUGGGAACGCGAAGAAUGAUGCUCCUCGGUGCGAUUGGCCUUUCUUUAUCACAAGCUGCUGUUGCUUUUUCGAGGAAUCUUCUGGAGGCGCAUAUUCUGUUGGGCGUCGCUGGAGGCUUUUUCUUUAAUAUGUUCGUUUAUACUUCGAAUAUUGUUUUCCAGGGCUGGAUGAAUAAAAAGCGCGUCUUCGGCAACGGAAUCGUUUACUGUGGCGUCCCACUAGGCGGCUUCAUUCUCAACCCUUUGUGGACCUAUCUCUUUGAAACUUAUACCUGGAGAAGUACGUGUCUUAUUCAAGCAGGAAUUAGUCUCAAUCUUCUGUGGAUUUCGUUGAUGCUCAUCGAAUGUCCUUCCUGUCCAGUCAACACAAAAAAAGCUCCAUUUUCCUGGAGUCUUUUGAAAUCGCCAGCGGUUAUUUUAUUCGGCCUCGCCCAACUGCUCUUUUGGACAUGUUACUCGUCAACUACUCUUUUGUAUCCGUACUUAACGGAGAAGGGAUAUUCAUACUCUUUUGCCGCCGAAGUAGCCCUCGUUCAAUCAAUCUCAGAAGUGAUCUUCCGCCCAAUCCUUUCGACCGCUCUGAACAAGAAGAGCGGCCUCAAAUUCGAACUCAUGACUUUCGCUACAAUCAUCACUGCCGUUUCCUUGGGCCUCACGCCGCUUGCGAGUACUACAAGAGUAUUGCUUGCUAUUGCCGUUGCUCAAGGAUUUUCUUUUGCUUUCGUUGGUGGGCUACCAACAUGUAUCAUUGUGGAUUUGGCUGGAUAUGAACGACUUCCGACCGCUUUCAUGAUCUACGCAUUUUUAAUCGACUCGUCUUUUAUGGUCGGGCCGGCUCUCUACACCUAUCUCCAGGAAAUUCUCUUCUCACAGGCGUUGUUUUAUGCGGCUGCUUGCGUUGGACUAAGCUCACUUAUCUUCCAUCUUCUCAGUCAAAAAUUUUCGAAUUUGUGA
Molecule: messenger RNA, 1224 nt
Organism: Oikopleura dioica
Lineage: Eukaryota; Metazoa; Chordata; Appendicularia; Copelata; Oikopleuridae
Source: the annotation of a GenBank genome assembly